Fomitiporia mediterranea MF3/22 is the source of this 936-nucleotide messenger RNA. RefSeq lists its product as uncharacterized. The transcript has 2 exons. Bases 33 to 440 code for a protein of 135 amino acids. The record is from RefSeq and is a predicted model, not a curated record. NCBI's taxonomy places the organism in Eukaryota, Fungi, Basidiomycota, Agaricomycetes, Hymenochaetales, Hymenochaetaceae.
CGGAUAACUCGGAUACCGAGAAUCGGACGGCCAUGAUGGGUUCUGUAGGUACCGAGGCAAUCAAUACGCCUGUUGUUGGAACGGAAAGCAGCGACUCUUCUGGUUCUUCCGUUCCUGCGGAUACUCCUCCGGAUGAAAAGCCGAAGUCAUCGCCUUCUGCUUCACUGAGAGAAAUUACUGGUCAGGAAGCUCUCCGAGCACACAUCGAAGAUUCGACGACCGAGGCUUACUCGACUGCGGAACGAUAUGCGUUAGGUCGACCUGUAAUUCUUGGCGAAAGGACAAUGAGUAGCGGUCAGGCGUCCAUCGCAGCACUUAUGCACGACGGCAAUGAUUCCCCUCAAGAGGAACAUGUGACUGGUGAUUCCUCUGCAUCUGCACCUAUCAUUGACAACAAAGAAGGUCCGCAUUUGGAUCAAGAGCAACCAGAUGACCCAUGACGGUUUUGGGCGACCCUCGGACUCGUCCUACUGGUGCUGAUCUAUUUGGUCCAGAUGCUCAUUCUGAAGGUCGCCGGGAGAAUACGUGGUUUAUUUUAUUGACCUUUAGAAGGUCCGCUCGUCACUGCGUCUCGCACCUGCUCAUAUACAUAUACGAUCUCAUGAUGUCCUCUUAUACCCUGCUUGACCUGUCCUGCUCUUCCCCAUGUCAACACAUGUCGCUGUCUCCAUGUUUCGCUUAGGUCCGAUCUGACACAUUCUCUGGGGGUUAUUGUACUCGUCUUUCAUACUGAACUUUGAUAUACACAAAUUGUACUUUAUGGCAUCCAUCCUUCUUCCUCUUCCACCACUCCGUGUUUUAUCUUAUUGAAAUUUCCUUUGUACAGACGUCUAUACUCAUUUGCUUCGCAUACCGGUCAUUUAGUAUUAGGUGCUCUCUGUCUUUUCGUUCAUGCAUGGUUAGCAUAUUCGGUUUUCCUCGCUCCUCAUAUGUUCC